Mauremys mutica (yellowpond turtle) is the source of this 3609-nucleotide messenger RNA. It is a transcript of the gene CELF3, whose product is annotated as CUGBP Elav-like family member 3. The transcript has 19 exons. Gene Ontology annotation, biological process: regulation of alternative mRNA splicing, via spliceosome; mRNA splice site recognition. Gene Ontology annotation, molecular function: mRNA binding. NCBI's taxonomy places the organism in Eukaryota, Metazoa, Chordata, Testudines, Geoemydidae. Gene Ontology annotation, cellular component: cytoplasm; nucleus; ribonucleoprotein complex. The coding region runs from base 876 to 2561 and encodes 561 amino acids. The record is from RefSeq and is a predicted model, not a curated record.
UGUGACUGAGAGUGAGUGAGGCAUGCUGGGAAGGUGGAAACAGCAUAUAAAGGGAGAGAGCGCUGAAGAGAGCCACACCUGUGAGGGGGGAGUCCUCCAGGGCUAGGCUGGGUCUAAGCCCAGGGAUGGCAGAGGGUGACCAUAUGGACUAUGUUCCUCCUCUGAGCGAGAGGGAGCUACAGCACUGAGAGGGGAAAGAUUCAUCCAGGGCAAAGGGACAGUGAAAACCUUUGUGACCCAAGCAGAGGCCCUGAGCCCAGGGAGGGCAAAAGGAACCAAGCGCCUGUGAGAGGGCUGCUUUCUGUUUGUCCUGGAAGGGGAAGACUUUUGACUUGGCCAGAGGACUAAAUCAGACUGGGGAAGACCAGCUCCUGAGGAGGGGAAACUGAGGCAUGGUGAGGCAACUGAGCCAACAGCAGCAUGUCUGGUGUUGGAGAGUCCCUAGCUGAGAUCGGUGUCCUGUUGUGCUAGGUGUUGUACAUACUAGAAACAGUCCCUGCCCUGAAGAGCUUGAGCAGAAACACAACAGCAAAGAUGGUAGGCGGAGUGAAAACUAAGCCUAAAUCAGAGAUGGCUAAGCCAAGCUUAUCUCCAGACUGCGUCUCCAGAACAGAACAUCCCUGAAGCUUUAAAGCAAAUCUGGUUGGAUUCAUUUAAAGACUGGUUAUAAUCAGCAAAGCAGUUCUGCAAGAAACUACAACUGUUUUCCUGGCUUCUCCCGGGCAGCAGUUGCUUUGGAUCCAUGGAGUGACCAGCAGUGGGCGCCGAUCUGCAAGACAGCCCUUCACAUCCCAAGAGACUUGCUUCCUAUUUGCAUUGCCGGGAAUUUAUUCAGGGCAGUUCUCCGGCUUGUGCGAUGCAGGAGGUGACACUAGAUGACCCCAAUGGCAGGGAACUGCGGCGAAUGGGCGCUACAGGGGCAGCCUGUGGACGGCGCAAUGCGCAGAGCCACCUGGCUGCACCUCCACGUAGGAGCUGUAGCGGGGACAUGCCGCUUCCAGGAGCUGCUUGAGAUUUGGGGAAUCCUGGUUCAAGCAUCCAGAGCCACCAACCAGCCUCUGCUCCCUUUGUUUGGUUCGCCGCUGGGUAGUGUUGGGACCGUAGUUAGGGCUGGGAUUGUGUUCUCGCUUCUUCCGCUGGGGCCGGGUAGGCGAUUCGAAGCUCGCCCCCAGAUUCGCCCCUUUGGACCAAUGAAGGAACCCGAUGCCAUUAAACUUUUCAUCGGGCAGAUCCCACGGAAUUUGGAGGAGAAGGAUCUGAAGCCCAUCUUCGAGCAAUUUGGGAAGAUCUACGAGUUGACAGUGAUUAAGGAUAAAUACACGGGCAUGCACAAAGGAUGUGCGUUCCUGACCUACUGCGCCCGGGAAUCGGCCCUCAAGGCACAGAGUGCGCUGCAUGAGCAGAAAACGCUCCCAGGGAUGAACCGGCCGAUCCAGGUGAAGCCAGCAGACAGCGAAAGCAGAGGAGAAGACCGGAAGCUGUUUGUGGGGAUGCUGGGCAAGCAGCAGACGGACGAGGACGUCAGGAAAAUGUUCGAGCCCUUCGGGAACAUCGAUGAGUGCACGGUGCUGCGGGGACCAGAUGGCACCAGCAAAGGCUGCGCCUUCGUGAAGUUCCAGACCCACGCCGAGGCCCAGGCCGCCAUCAACACACUGCACGGCAGCCGGACAUUGCCGGGCGCCUCCUCCAGCCUGGUGGUGAAAUUCGCCGACACGGAGAAGGAGCGGGGCCUGCGCCGGAUGCAGCAGGUGGCCAACCAGCUUGGCAUGUUCAGCCCCAUCGCCCUGCAGUUCGGGGCCUACAGCGCCUACACCCAAGCACUAAUGCAGCAGCAGGCAGCCCUGGUCGCUGCUCACUCCGCCUACCUCAACCCCAUGGCCACCAUGGCGGCCGUCCAGAUGCAGCAGAUGGCCACCAUCAACCCCAACGGCCUCAUCGCCACGCCCCUCACGCCCCUCACCCCCUCCUCAGGGACCAGCACGCCGCCCGCCAUCGCCGCCACCCCCGUGUCCGCCAUCCCGGCCACGCUCAGCGUCAACGGCUACAGCCCGGUCCCCACACAGACCACGGGGCAGCCGGCCUCCGAGGCCCUCUACACCAACGGGGUCCACCCGUACCCAGCUCAGAGCCCGGCCGCCCCCGUGGACCCCCUGCAGCAGGCCUACGCCGGGAUGCAGCACUACACAGCCGCCUACCCCGCUGCCUAUGGGCUGGUGAGCCCGGCCUUCCCCCAGCAGCCGGCCAUCCUCACGCAGCAGCCGCCCCCCCAGCAGCAGCAGCAACGGGAAGGCCCCGAGGGCUGUAACAUCUUCAUCUACCACCUGCCCCAGGAGUUCACUGACUCCGAGAUCCUGCAGAUGUUCCUGCCCUUCGGGAACGUCAUCUCUGCCAAAGUCUUCGUGGACCGGGCGACCAAUCAGAGCAAAUGUUUCGGUUUCGUAAGUUUUGACAAUCCCACCAGCGCCCAGGCUGCCAUCCAGGCCAUGAACGGCUUCCAGAUCGGCAUGAAGCGCCUGAAAGUGCAGCUCAAGCGACCGAAAGACGCCAACCGGCCGUACUAAGGCCCCAGAAAGAAGAACAUAACCUCCUGCUAGCAGUUCUUUCCGGCUGUGCUGCGCAGAGCCCUGUCUCAGCCAGGUGAAGACCCCCAGCGCGGCGUAGCGUGGGGCAGGGGGGUGGGGUCUGUGCGUGUCUGUGUGUGUCGUGGCACGUGACCGUAUCCUGCUUUUGUUCUGAUCCUUGUUCUCCGUGCGCGGCUCACGGGGGUCGUUUCUCGUUCUGCAUCGGUUUGAUUUUUUUAGUUUGGUUUGGUUUGGUUUUUGCUUGUUCAUUUGUUUUGUGGUGUCUUUGUCAUUGACCUGAGUUUCUUUUUUGCACAUAAAAGAGACAGAGGGACGUUGGGGGGGCGGGGAAAUGGGCUUAACUGUGUCGCAGUGGCAGGCUCCAUUGCUUUAAGGAUUUACUGUAAUCCGCAUUGCAUGUGCUCUUAGAGCCCAGCUGAGAUUGGGGCCCCGUCGUGCCAGGCUCUGCACAGACCUCAACUGAGAGCAGGGCCCCAUCGUGCCAGGUGCUGCACAGAGCCCUGCUGAGAUCGAGUCCCCGUUGUGCCGGGCGCUGCAGAGACCCCCCAGCCGAGAUCAGGGCCCCCGUCAUGCUGAAUGUUGCACAGGCCCCGGCUGAAGUGAGGGCCCUGUUGUGUCAGGUGCGGCACAGACAGUGAGGGGCAGGUCCUGCCCCAAGUUGCUUAUGGUCUAAACAAACGAAGAGUUGGGGGAGAGGCAGGGUUAUUGACCCCAUUGUACAGAUGAGCAACUGAGAAGUGACAUGACCAGGUCACACAGGAAAUCUGUGGCAGAGGAAGGAUUUGAGCCCAGGUCUUCUGGGUCCCAGCCCAGGCCCUUGUCUGCAAGCCCAUCCUUUGUUUCUCAGUGCCCGGAAAACGCCACAGUCCCUCCCUGUGCUCUCUCUUCACUGGCUGGGCUCGUGUCCUGCUGGCAGGGCCGGUGCAAGGAUGUUUUGCGCCCCCCUGCGCCCCCCACCCUGAGGCGCUCCCCCCCUCUCCACCCUGAGGCGCCCCCCGCCUUGCGGCAGCUCCCUACCCCCCACCCU